This is a messenger RNA of Nipponia nippon (crested ibis), 3478 nucleotides long. NCBI's taxonomy places the organism in Eukaryota, Metazoa, Chordata, Aves, Pelecaniformes, Threskiornithidae. The record is from RefSeq and is a predicted model, not a curated record.
GCAGCUGAGAGUCCAGAAGAGCAGGGAAGGCUGGGCUUGACAGUCUCAACUCUCUUCUUGCGUGUGUGUGUGAACUUGAAGAAGAAAGUGAGCAGAGGGCCUUUGGGGGGACUGGAGAAUCGUUGUGUGAAUUGUGAAGAUGGGAGUAGAAGAUACUCCCUGUUAAGAACUGGAGUCUGUUUUGAAGUUGGGAAAGCAAAACAUCCGAAGCGCAGAGAUCAUGGGAGCUGAAGAAGAAAUGCUCAUCACGCUGUCUGGAGGUGCCCCCUGGGGCUUCCGGCUGCAAGGGGGUUCAGAGCAGAAAAGACCUCUUCAGGUGUCAAAGAUCCGAAAGAGAAGCAAAGCAUGCCGCGGAGGCCUAUGGGAAAAUGAUGUGCUAGUAUCUAUCAACGGGAAGUCAUGUGCUGGCCUCUCCCAUGCUACUGCCAUGCAGAUCAUCGACUCCUCCAAUGGCAUGCUCAACAUCCGUGUGAAAAGGAUAGUUGGGGGGGACCAGACUGGCCCACGGCUCCAGCGCUCCCCUUCUCCAGGGCAGCGAGUGCUCUCCCCGCCAUCCCCGCUCGGCCCCCCGGCACAGCCACUCAGCCCUGAACCGGCAGGAGCCCCGGCCACUGCACAGCCCUCGCAGCCACGGAGGUCACAGAGGCACCUGGAGAGCCUCACCUCCCCGCCGGACAGUGAGGCCUACUAUGGCGAGACGGACAGUGAUGCUGACAAUGUGGCCCAGGAGAAGCACCGCCGGGCUCGCAAGAAAAGCCCACGGUCCCCUCCCGACAGCACCAACAGCAAGGCAGACGCGCCUCAGGAUGAAGUGUCCCUGUCCGAACAGAGCGGCUACGAGAGCAUGCCGGAGGCUGCUGCGCAGGGGACACCCGAGGUGGCCAGCUCCGUUGGGGUGGCCAAGAGGGAGAUUGCCUGCCUGCCUGGCAGCCGCACAGACACUCCAUUCUCGGAGAGCGAGGGACAGUUGCGGCCACCAUCAACAGAGGGACGGGAGCCUUCUCCAGAGGCGAUGCUCCUGCCCCAUGCCACCAAGACUAUCCGAGCAGAACGCCAUCUCAUCCCCAUGGUGGGGCCAGUGGAGCACCCAGUUGAUGAAGACCUAACCACCACGUAUGCGGAGAAAGCCAAGCAGGCCAAGCUCCAUCGCCACGAGAGCAUCCAAGAGAAGAACGUGAAAGAAGCCAAAACCAAGUGCAAAACCAUUGCAUCCCUGCUGACAGAUGCACCCAAUCCCCACUCCAAGGGAGUGCUGAUGUUCAAGAAGCGCAGGCAGAGGGCUAAGAAGUAUACAUUGGUAAGCUUUGGGAGUGUUGAUGAAGACCGCUCCUACGAGGAGGAAGACGGAGUUUUUCCAACUAGUGAGUCUGAAUUUGAUGAGGAAGGUUUCUCUGAUGCCCGAAGCCUAACUAAUCACUCAGACUGGGACAACGCUUACCUGGACAUUGAAAAGGCCAAGUCUGACUCUGAAAAGAAGGAAGAGAAGCAAAAAGGUUUGACUGAGGCUUCAGGUAAAGGAGCACGAUUAUUUGAGCAGCAGAGGGAACGGGCUGGGAAGUACACAGUCGAGAAAGUUUCGGCGCAGAAGAGCCCCCAGCUUGCCCCAGCCGCCCAGCCACAGCAGGGCACAGUGAACGGAGAUAUGCCUGUGCCACAGAAGGUAGACAGCGUGCCCCUCAGCAUCCACCUGGAAGGUGUGCAAGUGCCCAGCAAGCAGCCAGCCACCCUCCCUGCUCAGCUCUUGGCUCCCCCUAGCCCCACUUUCUUCCCACCUCCCCCAAGCACCCCUGACCCCUUCUCUGCAAGCACAACAAGCAUGUUCAACAGGUCUGCACGGCCCUUUACUCCUGGCUUUUCUAGCCAACGCCCAGCAACAUCCUCUGUCAUCUUCAGGCCAUCUGCACCCAAAAAACCUAGUGAAAGUCUGGCUGGGCAAAGCACGGUGGUUCCCCCUUUCUCACCUCUGGCUCCAGGAACACCUGCCAAUGCACCGGUGCCAACACACCGCAGUCCUGUCAGCUCCUCCACAUCUCUGUAUAUUCCUGCACCAGGAAGGCCAACACCACCUCUGGAGUCACAGCCAAGAGGGGGAGGAAGUGCUCCAGAGACUAAGCCUUCUGCCAACACUGCCCGGACAUCCACCACCUCUAUCUUUCUGUCAGCUCCUUCAAAGCCAGGAGGGGAGGUGGCCUCUGCAGCAUCCCAGCCACGAGUCCCUGGAACAGCCUCUUCUUCUUUGUAUAUUAGUCCAGCACCAUCACAGCACACAAUAAGCAGUUCUCCCGUGCCAAAGCAGCCUUCUCCUGCCGUCUCACCAGCAAUGCCACGACCUCCUUCUGAGCCCUUAACCUCCAGGGAGCAGAGGAUUGCUGUGCCGGCUCCCCGCACAGGCAUCCUGCAGGAGGCUCGCCGGCGGGGCAACAAGAAACCCAUGUUCAGUAAGAUUGAGGAGAAGAAGAAGAAUUCACCCAACCCUGAGCUCCUGUCUCUGGUGCAGAACCUGGAUGAGAAGCCGAAAGGUGACCACCAUGGGGCAGGCUUUGAGUCUGGGCCUGAGGAGGACUUCCUCAGCCUGGGUGCUGAGGCCUGCAACUUCAUGCAGUCCUCUGGCCGCAAGUUCAAGACCCCACCUCCAGUGGCUCCUAAGCCUCAGCAGCAAGAUGCUGGACUGGUAAAUGGGGCCCAGGACAUGCCUCAGCUUAAAGGCAAGGGGGCAGAGCUCUUUGCCAAACGCCAGAGCCGCAUGGACAAAUUUGUGGUGGAGACAACACCGAAGCCAGAGUCCAAGCCCAGGACCCCCUCUCCUUCCCCUUCUCUACCCUCAUCCUGGAAAUAUUCACCCAACAUCCGGGCUCCCCCUCCAAUAGCUUACAACCCAAUGCAUUCCCCUUUCUAUCCCCUGGCAGCCAGCAAAUCUCAGGCUAGCAAAGCAGAGAGCAAAGUGAAAAAGGCACCUGGCCAGAAAUCAGGGAUCAAGGUCAUUGAUUUAAUGCGCCACCAGCCCUAUCAAUUAAAGUCAGCCAUGUUCUGUUUUGGGGAUCCCCCAAGCCCCAGCAUUCAGGAGUCUCCUGGUCAGCCAGCCCUGCAGGCUAGCUCGUCCUUCACGGCAGCCAAACAGGUCCCCGUGAAAACAGCCAAGACCCAGGAGAUUCGUCGCUUCUCCACUCCGGCUCCCAUGCCAGCCUCAAGCAGCCUGGCACCCACCGUGCUUGUGCCCCGCUCGGCCACCACGUUGGAUGAGCCAGUGUGGAGAACAGAAAUGGCCUCUUCUGCCCCCACUACACUGGCGCCCUUCCAUGUGGAGCUCAGCCAGUCCCCUAAGCCAUACCAGAGCUCCCCAGAGCCCAGUCAGGUGGGCCAGGGGCCCUCCCCAAACCCAGCCUCGGCCUCUCGGUUUCAGGUGGCCAGGCCCAAAUUCUCAGCAGCAAGAACAGGGAUGCAGGCCAAUGUGUGGAGGCCGAGCUUUGGCCACCACUGA